AUGGCUGUGAAUUUUCCCUGGAUCUACCCUGUUCGGGUAAUUCAGGCCCUCUUCGGAAUAAUCGUCCUUGCUUUAACCGCAUACUACAUCAGUUGGUUCGCGUAUAGUAGCGACUCGCCCAAUUUCAUGCUUUUCGUGGCGUGCUGGACAGCCUUCAUCGCAACUCCCUAUCUUGCCUUGGCGCCAGUGUUCUUCCCCCAGUUUGCGCAUCGCAUCGUCAUCCCAGCUGUCGAAGUGAUUACCAUGAUAUUCUGGUUUGCAGGAUUCAUCGCCCUAGCCGUAUUCCUCCCACCAACAGAAGCUUGUCACUGGAGCCGUUGCAGUGCGUUACAGGCCGCAGUGGUCUUCGGUGCAUUCGAGUGGGUACUAUUUCUGGUUACUUCCGUUUUCGCUGUCCUCGGCAUUUCGCGUACCCGGUCCAGCUCCAGUACGAAGCCCACCCCUAACGAUAAUACCCACGUUGGCGUCUAA
Messenger RNA from Aspergillus piperis CBS 112811, 471 nucleotides. RefSeq names its product MARVEL domain-containing protein. Gene Ontology annotation, cellular component: membrane. NCBI's taxonomy places the organism in Eukaryota, Fungi, Ascomycota, Eurotiomycetes, Eurotiales, Aspergillaceae. The record is from RefSeq and is a predicted model, not a curated record. The coding region runs from base 1 to 471 and encodes 156 amino acids. The transcript has 3 exons.